AUGAGAGGCGAGGUCUGCCAUAUCCACAUCGGCCAGGCUGGUACCCAGCUGGGUAACAGUGCUUGGGAGUUGUAUCUUCUCGAGCAUGGUCUCAAGGCCGACGGUCGUCUGGACCCGCAGGCGGCAGAGGGACUCAACGAGGGCGGUUCCUUCGAGACCUUCUUUACCGAAACCAGCAAUGGCAAAUACGUCCCUCGUUCCAUCUUCGUCGAUCUCGACCCGUCGCCCGUUGAUGAGAUCCGCACGGGUCAAUACCGCCAGCUCUUCCACCCGGAACUGUUGAUCAGUGGGAAGGAGGAUGCCGCCAAUAACUACGCCCGUGGUCACUACACCGUCGGAAAGGAACUGGUCGACACCGUCGCUGAUCGCAUCCGUCGCGUUGCCGACAACUGCUCGUCUCUGCAGGGUUUCCUGGUCUUCCACUCCUUUGGUGGUGGUACUGGUUCUGGCUUCGGCGCUCUCCUUCUGGAGCGUCUCUCCACUGACUAUGGCAAGAAGGCCAAGCUGGAGUUCUCCAUCUAUCCCUCUCCUCGCGUGUCCACUGCGGUCGUGGAACCAUACAACGCCGUUCUGUCCACCCACAGCACCAUCGAGAACUCGGAUUGCACCUUCUUGGUUGACAAUGAGGCCGUCUACGACAUCUGUCGUCGCAACUUGGACAUCCCCCGGCCCAGCUACGAGCACCUCAACCGCCUGAUCGCUCAGGUCGUUAGCUCCAUCACGUCCAGUCUCCGAUUUGAUGGUGCUUUGAACGUCGACUUGGCCGAGUUCCAGACUAACUUGGUGCCCUUCCCUCGUAUCCACUACCCCCUGAUUUCGUACGCCCCUGUGGUCUCGAGCAACCGCAGCUCCCACGAGAGCUUCCGGGUUCAGGACCUGACCUUCCAGUGCUUUGAGCCCAACAACCAGAUGGUGGUUUGUGACCCUCGUGAGGGCAAGUACAUGGCCGUGGCUCUUCUGUACCGCGGUGACGUCGUGCCUCGCGACUGCACCCAGGCGGUUGCAGCCCUCAAGGCAAAGGCCUCCUUCAACCUGGUGGAGUGGUGUCCCACUGGGUUCAAGCUGGGUAUCAACUAUCAGAAGCCCGUACGUGUUCCCGACAGCGAGCUGGCUCCCGUCGAGCGCUCUGUCAGCAUGCUGUCCAACACCACCGCCAUUGCCGAAGCCUGGAGCCGUCUUGACCACAAGUUCGAUCUCAUGUACUCGAAGCGCGCCUUCGUCCACUGGUACGUGGGCGAGGGUAUGGAGGAAGGUGAAUUCUCUGAAGCCCGUGAGGACUUGGCAGCUCUGGAGAAGGAUUACGAGGAGGUUGCCAACGACGGCAUGGAUGCCGAACCAGAGGAAGAAGCCGAGUACUGA
Messenger RNA from Aspergillus terreus NIH2624, 1359 nucleotides. Its product is annotated as tubulin alpha chain. Gene Ontology annotation, molecular function: GTP binding; structural constituent of cytoskeleton. The record is from RefSeq and is a predicted model, not a curated record. Gene Ontology annotation, biological process: microtubule cytoskeleton organization; mitotic cell cycle. Lineage: Eukaryota; Fungi; Ascomycota; Eurotiomycetes; Eurotiales; Aspergillaceae. The transcript is spliced from 7 exons. Bases 1 to 1359 code for a protein of 452 amino acids. Gene Ontology annotation, cellular component: cytoplasm; microtubule.